AUGUCUGCGAUCGUUUUCAGUUCCGUUCGUCUUUUAAGAACCCCGAUAUUUAUUCGAAGUGUUACAAACAUUAAAUCCUGCAUCGACCGUUCCGAAGUAUCCGACCGUAUAAUGAAUGUGCUGAAGGGAUUCGACUUUGUGGAUCCUUGUAAGGUGACUCCUGUUUCUCAUUUCGCAAGUGAUUUGGGUCUGGAUAGUAUCGAAAAUAAAACGGUCAAGGAUGCUAUUAAGGCAGACUUUUGCUUAGAGGAAUGGGACAUUCCUGGUACUUCAGUUGAUGAGAUGACAGCAUGUAUUUCUAGAAAUCCCAGAGCGAAGUGA
Messenger RNA from Blastocystis hominis, 321 nucleotides. RefSeq names its product Acyl carrier protein. Bases 1 to 321 code for a protein of 106 amino acids. The record is from RefSeq and is a predicted model, not a curated record. The transcript has 3 exons. NCBI's taxonomy places the organism in Eukaryota, Bigyra, Opalinata, Blastocystidae.